This is a messenger RNA of Anopheles stephensi (Asian malaria mosquito), 1022 nucleotides long. It is a transcript of the gene Ercc1, whose product is annotated as DNA excision repair protein ERCC-1. Gene Ontology annotation, cellular component: nucleus; nucleotide-excision repair factor 1 complex; ERCC4-ERCC1 complex. The coding region runs from base 88 to 846 and encodes 252 amino acids. Gene Ontology annotation, biological process: UV-damage excision repair; mitotic recombination; meiotic mismatch repair. NCBI's taxonomy places the organism in Eukaryota, Metazoa, Arthropoda, Insecta, Diptera, Culicidae. The transcript has a single exon. The record is from RefSeq and is a predicted model, not a curated record. Gene Ontology annotation, molecular function: damaged DNA binding; single-stranded DNA binding.
UAACAAACUGUUGCGCGGACAUCUCGUACACAAUUCCGUUUCGCCGGUCGCUAUCAAAAUCAUAGCAAAAGCGUUUUUAAUCUCGCAAUGGACGAAGACGACGAUCUACUAGCUGCUCUGGAUAUACCUCCAGCCCCGAAACAAUCUGCCGUAAGUGAAACAGAUGCAUCACCGAAUGCCCCAGCAGCAUCUACCAGCGCCGGCACUACCGAACAAACACCCGUCGUCGUAGCGAAGGUAAACAAAAGCCACUGCAUCCUGGUCAACCCGAAGCAACGCUGCAAUCCACUGCUAAAAGCGAUCCAAAACAUUCCAUGGGAGUAUGACGACAUCGUGCCGGACUAUGUGGUCGGUGCGAGUGCCUGCAUCCUGUUCCUUUCGCUGCGCUAUCACAACCUUAACCCGGACUACAUCCAUGCCCGGCUGAAGCAGUUGGGCAAAAUGUACGAGCUGCGUGUGUUGCUCGUGCAGAUCGACAUUUCCGAGCCGCAGAAUGCGCUGAAACAUCUGACCCGUAUCUGUUUGCUGGCCGAUCUGACGCUUAUGCUGGCCUGGAAUGCGGAUGAAGCGGGACGGAUUGUGGAGAAGUAUAAGCUGUUUGAAAACCGACCGCCGGACUGGAUUAUGGAACGGGCGGAGAAAUAUCCGCACGAGAAACUGGUGCGUGCACUGACCAGCAUUAAGCCGGUUAACCAGACGGAUGCGAUGAUACUGCUGCAGAACUAUGGGACGCUUGGGAAGUUGAUCAACACGACCGAGGAGAAGCUGAGCAUGUGUUCGGGGCUGGGGCCAAGAAAGGUGAAGAAGUUGCACAAAACAUUCAGUGAAAAUUUUCGCAAGCAGUAGUUAAUCACUUAAUAUAAGCUUAAUUGAUAUCCUCAUAAAUUUAAUUUCGUUCUAUUUAAAUUUUAAAAAAAUAUACCGAAAGAUUAAUUCACAUCUUCAAAGAGCUCACCAUCAAUCAUCAUGUUUUACUAUUACAAAGAAAAAUUAAGAUGAAUAAAGAAUUAGAAUGUUACCAA